Messenger RNA from Colletotrichum scovillei, 1768 nucleotides. RefSeq lists its product as uncharacterized. The coding region runs from base 787 to 1557 and encodes 256 amino acids. Lineage: Eukaryota; Fungi; Ascomycota; Sordariomycetes; Glomerellales; Glomerellaceae. The record is from RefSeq and is a predicted model, not a curated record. The transcript has a single exon.
CGUCGGGGACCCUCCAUGCAUGUGAGAGUGUGACAUACAACUUGGCAACGGUCCUCCAAAAACCAAGAAAAAUCGCCCAUGUCGCCCCAGGUCCCCCGCCAAGUGCACGUCCCGGCCUGCAACGUCAGGGUGCAUGCACCUCGCCCGCGCCCGCGUUUGCACGUCGCAGGAAGAAGCUCUGGCACUGACUGCCCACUAGCCAACUCCCCGGCCCCAGUCUGCGCCUCUCACCUUCCCGUCUCCCCCAAGUCUCCCACCACAACACUCCAGCUCUCUCCCGGCGUCAACCUUGCCUCACUCUUCCCACCGUCACCUCAAACCUUGGAAAUCGUUGCAGCCGGAAUGGAGAGUCGACGGUGAACCGUGAACACGGACACGACCACACUUUAUUCAAACGGAGACACCGAUUGCUACCAUCAACCUGGCGACCCUAAACGGACCGACGAUAGGGCAAGCGCAACAAUAUGACGGCUGCUAGUGAUAGUACAGACUUAUAUCACCUUUCCCGAGCACGAAGGCCCGUCUUGCGCCCUCCGCUGUACGACUGAAUCGUGAGUACAACGAUCGACACAUAAAGAGACAAACCACCUGCAGAGCGCGACACGAGGGUUUGUUUCAACCCUCGAAGCUCUAACAUCUUAACUUUUGGGAUCUGCGGAACAUACGCAAACACCAUCGUCCUGUUCAGCAUAUCCAGAGUUAAUUCAACCAACUCUUGAUCAGCUUGAACUCCGUCGUCAUCUAUCGACCGGAUCUACUGGGUAGACUUUUCAUCACUUACACGGGAUGGAAUCAGCCCAGCACACGGAGGGCCCGUCGCCAGCUUCACACAACAAUAACACCGCACUUACACCAAAUAACUCCCAGCAACAAUCACGGCCCCGGCCCAAAUCUCAACCACCCAAGCAGCGAAGGAGACCGUCGCGGCCACAGGGAUCAGACUUAAACAGGAGACCGGCGUCGGACGGCUCUGACCGCGGCAGGGUGACCGACGACGCCGAGGAGGGUGCUGCCGAUCCAAAGCCUAAUCAGUCAGGCUCGGGACAGUCGGCGUCGAGGCCUGCCAGAAGACGCCCAGCUGCCUCUCGGCCUGCGCCAGCACCAUCGACAGCGAUGCCUUCGGAAGAUGAGCAAUUAGUUGACCCGGUACCACUCCGGUCAGGCCAUUCAAACCGGCGGGCCGCACCUAGAAGAGUGCCGCGCCUCGGCGAGAACAGCGCGUCUGCGCUGGCAUCUGACACGGACACCACGAGUAGCUCAUCGUCAUCAUCAUCAUCAGCGUUCCCGCCGAUCCGGCGGCCUCCGGCCUGUCGUCGGCGACCGUCGGAUAUGAAUCUCUCCCUGAGAGCUCCGAUAACUGAGAUGCCCGAGGACGGGGGCGAGCUCCCUCCUGGCGGUCCCGACUUCUCUACGCCGCGACCGCAGCGCGAGAAGAACCCGCGAGAAAUUUUACACGAAGGCGAGCGAGGCUUUAUUGUUGACCUCAGGCUAAACCUGGACGUCGAGGUGCACAUCAAGGCGAAGCUCUCUGGUGACCUGACACUGUCAGUGUUAUGAUAUCUGCUUUGGUAUAAGGACAACGAAUUUUGUGACGAAUGUGCGAUGAUGUUAUAUCGUGUACGAGUAUCCUGGCCGGCGCAUAAUGGAUCAUGGUGUAAUAGUACUGGGGAUAAGAGGCGCUAGGAGGUUCGGGCAGGCAGCAUAUGGUUCAUGGUACGAAUGGCGUCGAGAGCGAUCUUUGGAGAACUUCAAAAAACCUAGUGCAGCG